Messenger RNA from Ricinus communis (castor bean), 4871 nucleotides. RefSeq names its product protein STICHEL-like 3. Bases 1083 to 4556 code for a protein of 1157 amino acids. Gene Ontology annotation, biological process: DNA-templated DNA replication; DNA repair. The record is from RefSeq and is a predicted model, not a curated record. Gene Ontology annotation, cellular component: DNA replication factor C complex; nucleus; DNA polymerase III complex. The transcript is spliced from 7 exons. NCBI's taxonomy places the organism in Eukaryota, Viridiplantae, Streptophyta, Magnoliopsida, Malpighiales, Euphorbiaceae. Gene Ontology annotation, molecular function: ATP binding; DNA clamp loader activity; ATP hydrolysis activity.
AAAAUCUCAGUUAUUCAAUUGUUUUCUUCCUUUUACCUUUUUUGACUAUAACAAACAGCAUUAUAUACAAUUCCAAAAAUAUAAAAAAAUAUUUAUAUUAUUAUAAAGUAUACAAUCCUUUAAUCUUUUAUGUAUUUUAUCAAAUCAAUGAACAAGAAUAUUUAACAAUUAUUCUUUUGCACUUGCAUGCUCAAACAUACGGACACGCCGCUUUAUGGCUAUGUUAAGAGUGCCCUGUUUUUCUUUACAGAUCUCAUCUUUCUCACUAAACACUCCUCCAGGCAGAAGAUGCUCAGUCUUUGCCUAUCUCUAAGUUUUUCAUUCUAGAGCUUGUUGUUUCUCUAUAACUAGCUCCGUUGCUUAAUGGGUUUUUCUUGGACUCUCGUUUUCUGUGAAAAGGAACUCCUUUUUUCUCGUGAAGUACAUGUGAAGUUGGUGGCUGAGACAGAGGGGGAGAGAUAGAAAGAUAAAGAUCUAAUCUUGGUGGCGUUAAUGAUCCAAACGGAUCAUUUUUGCUUUUUUGGAAUUUUCAGAUAAAAAAGACAAGACUUUAUUUACUGGGUCUGCAACAGCUGUGCGUAUCCAAUGUGAUUUUUCAUGUUGAAGUGAAGGGUUUUCUGUCUUAAAUCUUAUGCAAUGAAGCUGGGUGGUUAAAUAUGGGGCUGUUAAUGUGGAGUGAUAAUGCGCGAUUGGGGCUUUGAUAAUAAGCUUUGAAGGUUUGAAGUUUGAUGGGUUUGGGGCAGUGCUACUUUUUCUUUAGUUGGGUAGUGAAGGGUGUGUGCCAUUUGGGGUUAAAUAAUAAUAGUUGUGGAGAACUUUUUUACUUGGGGGGAUUUCGUGAAUUUUUGGUGUAAUCGUUGUAAGAAGGAUUGUCACUCUCGCAAAUAAAUGUUAUAUGUUUGAUAGGGGAUCUUUGAUAGCUUGAAUCUUGCCUUUUUCUUCGGGCUAUGUCAUUCAAUUUAUGGUUAGUUGCCUGAUUUAAGAUUUGCGAGAUUAUAGAUUCGGGAGGAAAUGCAAUAUAGUUUGAUAGGUUUUCUUAACCUGCAAGAGAUUCUGCCAUCAUAUGCAUUUGCUUUCUGAUCAUGACCAAGGCAGUCCGUAAUAGGAUUCUCAAGGAUGCAAAUGGUCAUAUCAGUGAUCAUCUUCGCAACCAUAUCCAUUUAACCAAUUGCAUUCAUCUGAAAAACCAUAUGCACAAGCAAAGCCCCAUACUGGCUGAUAGGUCACUAAUGAGGGACCUCAUUGUUCUUCAGAGGUCCCGAUCACUGAGAGACCCUUCUGCCAGUCCUCCUUCAUGGCACUCACCUUCUGUUGUUGAUUUGCUUCCUAAGAAAGGAGACAAGGAUGCUGCAGUUACAGAGGGUAGAAGGUCAAUUGGCAUUGAGCGUCGAAGGGAAGGUAGAAGGUUAUCAGGUGGCUCACCACCCUUCGCAAAUUUGGCUCCAUCAAAGGUUGUUCCUGGUGAGCUAAGUGGGGGAUAUGAGGGGGUAGCAGCAGCUGUCAGUGACCGUAGUAGCAAGAGUGGAGCUAGGGAUGGAAGGAGAAUUAAGAGAGAAGAAUCUAGUCGGAAGAGCAAUAGGGCUGAUCUUUUGGGUGGUGAUGAGGACCUUUCACACAAUCAAGAGGUUAAUGGUUUGGUUAAUGAUGAUGUUUCAGGGAAUUCAGAAUCUAAAUCUAGAAAGAGUAAACACAAGGGUAAGCACAGUCAAGAUUUUCAUAUUAAGACCCUCUCUGACCAGUUGAAUGAGAUUCCAAUGGACAGUGAUGUAGCAGCUUCUUCUAACGUCCAUCUACACGGAAGACGGUCUCAACAGGACAAAACUGGAGAAGAACGUGAGACCAGCAUUCGUGGUUAUAGUGGAAUAAAUAGAACAAAAAGGCGGAAGUUUCGAGGUGCUAGAAGAACUAGGGCGACUCCUGCUAGAGAUGUUGAGGGUCAGAAUGAAAUGUCUGUCGCUUCUAAUUCAUUGAAUCAAGGUUCAGUAAGACCAAGGUAUUGCAUAGAGGAAGAAGAAUAUGGUGACUCAAAUGUCACAAGAGCUCCUAGAAAUGGAUGUGGGAUUCCAUGGAAUUGGUCAAGGAUUCAUCAUAGAGGUAAAACAUUUCUUGACAUGGCUGGUAGGAGUUUGUCUUGUGGUCUGUCCGACUCAAGGUUGAGGAAAGGUGGCAUGGCUUCCCAUGACAGAGAUGCUCCUAAUAUGCCCGUGGCAUCUGAUUAUUCAUGUUCAUCUACUAAAUCUGAUGCAGAGGCAUUGCCUCUAUUAGUUGAAGCUUCUUUAUCCCAAGAAAGCACAGAUAAUGCUGGCUGGGUGCACGAUUACUCUGGAGAGCUAGGCAUAUAUGCUGAUCAUUUACUGAAAAAUGAUGUCGAUUCUGACCUUGCUUCAGAAGCUAGAUCUGGUGGUCAACAUAAGCUCAGGCGGAACCACAAUAGCAGGCAUCAAAAUUUUACUCAAAAAUACAUGCCAAGAACUUUCCGAGAUCUGGUGGGACAGAAUCUGGUAGCACAAGCUCUUUCCAAUGCUGUUGUCAGAAGGAAGGUUGGUUUGCUGUAUGUUUUCUAUGGGCCUCAUGGUACUGGAAAAACCUCAUGUGCUCGCAUAUUUGCCAGGGCUUUAAAUUGUCAAUCUUUGGAGCAUCCCAAACCUUGUGGUUACUGCAAUUCCUGCAUUGCACAUGAUAUGGGUAAGAGUCGAAAUAUAAGGGAAGUUGGUCCAGUCAGUAAUUUUGAUUUUGGAAACAUUGUGGAUCUGCUUGACAACAUGAUUAUUUCCCACCUGCCAUCACAGUACAGAGUUUUUAUAUUUGAUGGCUGUGAUACUCUGUCUUCUGAUUGCUGGAGUGCCAUAUCAAAAGUCAUUGAUCGAGCACCCAGACGUGUAGUUUUUGUCCUUGUCAGCUCAAGUCUUGAUGUUUUACCCCAUAUAAUCAUAUCCAGGUGCCAGAAAUUCUUUUUCCCAAAGCUGAAAGAUGCAGAUAUUAUAUACACUCUGCAGUGGAUUGCAUCCAAAGAAGAUAUAGAUAUUGAUAAGGAUGCAUUAAAACUUAUUGCAUCUCGAUCAGAUGGAUCAUUGAGGGAUGCUCAGAUGACUCUAGAACAACUAAGCUUGCUUGGUCUUAAGAUAUCUGUCCCGCUGGUUCAGGAAUUGGUUGGGCUUAUCUCUGAUGAAAAGUUGGUGGAUCUUCUUGAUUUAGCAUUAUCUGCAGACACAGUGAACACUGUGAAGCAUUUGAGAGUCAUAAUGGAAACUGGUGUGGAGCCAUUAGCUUUAAUGUCACAGCUUGCUACAGUUAUCACUGAUAUAUUAGCUGGUAGUUAUAAUUUCACAAAAGAAAGGCAUAGAAGGAAGUUUUUUCGACGACAACCUUUGUCUAAAGAAGAUAUGGAAAAGCUGCGACAGGCCCUGAAAACUUUGUCAGAGGCUGAAAAACAACUUAGGAUGUCAAAUGACAAAUUAACUUGGCUAACAGCUGCAUUGCUUCAACUUGCUCCUGAUCAGCAGUAUAUGUUGCCUAGUUCUUCUACGGAAACUAGUUUUAAUCAUAGUCCUCUGACCGGACGUAACAUAAAUGGAAGAGAUUUAGCCAUGAAAGCUGGUGAACAUGCUGAGAGGCCUAGUAAUGAAAGGGGCUUGUCAACACACAUUACUGGAACCCCUUCUGCACCAAAUGGUGUUUGUGUGGAUAGGAAACGAAGUACAGAAACUGGGGUGGCUCCUCAAUGGGCAUCUACACUAUCUUCUGAUACUGUUAGGGUCAAUGGCAAGCAGGUUUCAGGAAAGACCCGCAAAGGAUAUGAGGAAAUUUGGUUAGAGGUGAUUGGCAAGAUUCAGUUUAACAGUAUAAAAGAGUUCUUGUAUCAAGAAGGAAAACUAAUCUCUGUCAGUUUUGGUGCAGCUCCAAUUGUGCAACUGAUGUUCAGUUCACAUCUCACCAAAUUGAAAGCGGAGAAGUUUCGGGCUCAUAUUUUACAAGCAUUUGAGUCUGUUUUUGGGUCGCAGAUUACACUUGAAAUCCGGUGCGAAUCAAAUAGAGACAUGACUGGAGGGUUCCAUUUGCCUGCAGGAGAAUCUCUUGAUGUAGGGAGGAGUGAAAUUGUUGAAAUACCAGCUUCACCCAGGGAAAUCAAGGGUAGUGGGCAUGCGGACAACGAUGCAGAAUCUAGUAAAAGAGCUUUACAGCGUGCUAGGGCUGGAGAAUCAGUUUCACAUAAAAACUCCAGCAUUGGUUCUAUGUCGGAAAGAAGGAAACUUGGCGAGCCGAGUCAAAGUAAGAGCCUUGUGAGAAGCAAGGUUUCCCUUGCCCAUGUAAUUCAGCAAGCAGAAGGAUGUACACAGCAAACUGGAUGGUCCAAACGUAAAGCAGUUUCUAUAGCUGAAAAGCUUGAACAAGAAAAUUUGAGACUGGAACCUAGAUCACGAAGCUUGUUAUGCUGGAAAGCAUCUAGAGUGACUCGUCGAAAGCUUUCUCGUUUGAAAAUUAGGACGCGGAAACCACAUGCCUUGCUGAAGCUCGUCUCUUGUGGAAAAUGCAUCUCUUCUAAAUCUCCAAGGUAGGACAAUAAAUUUUUUUCAAAUGGCUUUUAAGUAUCCGGAGCGAAGACUUCAUCCUCAUUACUUCUGUAAUUAGACAUUUCUUGCCAUUUACUUAAAUUAGUAGGUGAAAGUUAGUCAGUCAUUUCUUUUUCCUUCAAAUAAAUGUUGUAGCUGAUUCCAAUGAGAAUGUAGGAGAGAACUGAAUAGUGUAGCUUCUUUCAAUGAUUUUUUUUUUCUUCUUUUUUUACCCUUUUGUUGCCAGCAUCACCAUCUAUCUAUGUAGGAGAAAACUGAAUAGUGUAGCUUCUUUCAAUGAUUAUUCUGAUUCUUGUGAUA